AUGGAAACAAUCAUUUGUUUGCCCUCUCUGUCUUCAAAACGCAGUUGCUUUCAACCUCAACUGCGGUCUAGAGUGUUGGCUUCCGCUUCCACUUCUUCAACUCAGACUACUGUGAACACAGUCUCUUCUUAUGAGACCACACCGCCCAAUCGACACCUUCGAACUCCUCACAGCGGGUACCAAUUCGAUGGGACUGCGCGGAAAUUUUUUGAGGGUUGGUACUUCAAGGUCUCAAUUCCAGAGCAGAGACAGAGCUUUUGCUUUAUGUAUACUGUGGAAAAUCCUGCCUUCAAUACAAAAUUGUCAGCAUUGGAAUUGGGACAGUACGGUCCUCGAUUCACUGGAGUUGGGGAUCAAAUUCUUGGUGCCGAUGACAAGUACAUAUGUCAAAACUCUCAAGAAUCUUCAAAUUUUUGGGCAAGUAGGCAUGGCUUGAUAUUGGGGAAUACUUUUACAGCUGAGAAAGAUUCGCAGCCUCCAAACAAAGAAGUUCUUCCACAGGAAUUCAAUAGAAGAGUAUUUGAAGGUUUUCAAGUCACUCCACUGUGGAAUCAAGGUUCUAUUCAUGAUGAUGGCAGGUCAAAUUAUAUUGAAACUGUGAAAACUGUACGUUGGGAGUAUAGCACUCGCCCUGUUUAUGGAUGGGGUAAUGUUGAUUCUAAACAGAAGUCUACAGCGGGCUGGCCUGCGGCUUUUCCUGUUUUUGAACCCCAUUGGCAAAUAUGCAUGGCAAGUGGACUAUCAACAGGUUGGAUAGAGUGGGAUGGUGAAUUGUUUGAGUUUCAAGAUGCCCCUUCGUAUUCAGAAAAGAAUUGGGGUGGAGCCUUUCCCAGAAAGUGGUUUUGGAUUGGAGUACAUUGUGAUGGAAUUUUCUAUGAAUUUGUGCCAUGGAAUGGUGUUGCAAAUUGGGAAAUUGCUCCAUGGGGUUACUGGAACAUGGCUGCUGAGAACGAGACACAUAUGGUUGAAUUAAAGGCGACAACAACAGAUCCAGGUACUCCCAUACGUGCUCCAACUGCAGAAGCUGGCUUUGCUACAGUCUGUAAAGACAGUUGUUCUGGUCAGCUAAGAUUGCAAAUAUGGGAGAGAAGAUCUGAUGGCACCAAAGGGAAGGUCAUUCUGGAUGUUACAAGUGGCAUGGCUGCAGUAGAGGUUGGAGGAGGACCAUGGUUCAACACUUGGAAAGGUAAGACUGCUUCACCGGAGAUUCUUAACUGUGCUCUAAAUCUUCCUGCUGAUGUGGAUGGGUUUUUUAGUUUGAUUCCAUUUUUCAAGCCCCCUGGUCUAUAG
Messenger RNA from Pistacia vera, 1290 nucleotides. Its product is annotated as tocopherol cyclase, chloroplastic-like. The transcript is spliced from 9 exons. Bases 1 to 1290 code for a protein of 429 amino acids. NCBI's taxonomy places the organism in Eukaryota, Viridiplantae, Streptophyta, Magnoliopsida, Sapindales, Anacardiaceae. Gene Ontology annotation, molecular function: tocopherol cyclase activity. The record is from RefSeq and is a predicted model, not a curated record.